Messenger RNA from Brachypodium distachyon (stiff brome), 862 nucleotides. Its product is annotated as cytochrome b5. Lineage: Eukaryota; Viridiplantae; Streptophyta; Magnoliopsida; Poales; Poaceae. Gene Ontology annotation, cellular component: intracellular membrane-bounded organelle; membrane. Gene Ontology annotation, molecular function: heme binding. The coding region runs from base 246 to 653 and encodes 135 amino acids. The transcript has 3 exons. The record is from RefSeq and is a predicted model, not a curated record.
GGACUCGGAACAGAGAACACCACGAAGAACAAGAACAAGAAAUUCUGGUGGACUCGUGGUUGCCAAGCGCCUCCCUCUUUUGUUCUUAUAAAAAGGGAAGGAGCGGAGCCCGGAUCGAUCCCGACAAGAUUCACAUAGCCACCUGCCUCCCACCACCACCGCCACCAGGAUAUUCUUGGUGGGAUCUGCGGCGGCGAAAUACCCCAUCUGAAGUUCUGAACUCGGGUGAGCAGAGGAGGAGGGAGAUGGCGGCUAAGGAGGCGCUGACGCUGCAGGAGGUGGCCAAGCACAACACGAAGGACGACUGCUGGCUCAUCAUCGCUGGCAAGGUGUAUGAUGUGACCAAGUUUUUGAAUGACCACCCUGGAGGCGAUGAUGUUCUGUUGUCAUCGACCGCCAAGGACGCGACCGAUGACUUUGAGGAUGUCGGGCACAGCACCACCGCACGUGCAAUGCUUGACGAGUACUACGUCGGCGACGUGGACGCGUUGACAAUACCUGCCAACAGCAAGUACACUCCGCCGAAGCAGCCGCACUACAACCAGGACAAGACCCCGGAGUUCAUCAUCAAGAUCCUCCAGUUCCUGGUCCCCCUAGUCAUUCUGGGCCUGGCAGUCGCCGUCAGGAUGUACACCAAAUCGGAGUCCGCUUAACUUAGAUUCGUUUUUUUCUGUUGAAAUAAGUAAGUUUAGCGGUUUUCUUUUGUCGCUUGAUCUGUUUGGAUGUAAACUGUCAUUGAGUUGGUGGUCGAUCGAGUGCUGUGAGGUUUUGUGGUGUUAGACAUGGUGAAAUGAAUUAAUUGAUUGGGCUAGAAGUUUUGAUCUGAAAAUUCGUGAUAUUCAUGGAUGUUGUUUCCAUUAUC